AGUGGUCACUUCGUGCUUAACUGACGGGGUUGAAAAUCAAUGAGUGUUGCGCUGCUGCUUCAAAGUUUGGCAUCUUUGGCUAAUUGAGAGAGCUCGCCCGGGAAAUUGCACGCGAAAUAUAUACACAGAAUGAAAUCAUCAUUUCAAAUUUUGCUGUUCUGGAUUGCUUCGGUGAAUGAGGGCCUAUUAUUAACGCAAACCUACGACGAAGCUGUACUAGGUACUCUCUCAAAUGAAACAAGUCUGAUAGUGCCAAACGACAGUACAAAAAUCCUAUCCAGAAAAAAAAGAUUCCUUGUUUUUCCUCUGGGCUCCAGUUUUUCGGUCGCAGUAUGUAUGACGGUUGGCAUGUACGGCAACCCAAACUACAACAUGUUCAGUUGGGGCGUCAAUUGGGGUAUCGCGUACAAUUUGCCUAACGAAACGAUAAGCAUCCAGCAAGAUAUGAUGGAACCGAAGCCGAUGGCACAACGACGACACCGUCGAGAUUUGUAUCAAAAGAUGGAACUAGCUAUCAACAGGAUGGGCCACGAUGGACGGCAAUGCGUUCUGCGAGCGUUGUGCGAAAGUUCUCAAUUUUUCGGUAAAAAGGGCUCAAACAUGGCGAACGAAAUAUUGCGCAGUUUGUUCAGCUUUCCAAAGACCAGAGUUCUUUCGAUGGAGCCUGACGAUGUGAGAAUUUAUGAUGAAGCCCAUCGCAAGGGGAAGAGUCAAAUGAUGUGCCAGUCGUUGUAUCCAGUCUGUCGAUUUUCGCUAUUGGAGCUGGCCUUAGGCAAAUAUGCAAGUCCCUUGCGGUUUAUGUAAAUGCUUACACUACUGGAAGCGAAAACUUGUAAAGAUGCAAUUUGGAGUUUGUGUACGAUGAAAUUCUCAGGUUUUGUGUGAAGUAAGUUAUAGUCGCUUAUACGUGAAGUUACGUGCUUAACUGACUGAACACAUAAGUUAUUAGUUUUGUAAUGCUAGAGGAAUGAUAAUUGAAUUUUUAUUAUAUUUACUUUUAAAACAAAAAACAAAAAAGCACUCUAAAAAUAAAUAAAUAAGAAACCUA
This is a messenger RNA of Wyeomyia smithii (pitcher-plant mosquito), 1048 nucleotides long. RefSeq lists its product as uncharacterized. The transcript is spliced from 4 exons. The record is from RefSeq and is a predicted model, not a curated record. Bases 130 to 804 code for a protein of 224 amino acids. NCBI's taxonomy places the organism in Eukaryota, Metazoa, Arthropoda, Insecta, Diptera, Culicidae.